Messenger RNA from Chelmon rostratus (copperband butterflyfish), 2961 nucleotides. RefSeq names its product TEPSIN adaptor related protein complex 4 accessory protein (gene tepsin). Lineage: Eukaryota; Metazoa; Chordata; Actinopteri; Chaetodontiformes; Chaetodontidae. Bases 221 to 2110 code for a protein of 629 amino acids. The record is from RefSeq and is a predicted model, not a curated record. Gene Ontology annotation, cellular component: trans-Golgi network membrane. The transcript has 14 exons.
AUCAACCACCAGACGAAACAUUUGUGUAAUCACUGGACAGCGCCAUGUUGUUGACCCUGUCAUCAAGGAAACGUCCCGCAGAAUAUUUGAACCGGAACGCCAAUAGACUCUAGGAUUGCUACUUGCUGUUCUCUGAUUGGCUAGCUGUCACCUCGAGCGCCACCUUCCCCUCGUACCCUUAGGAAGAAGAUGAGUAACCCGCAGCCAGGAUUGCUAAAUCAUGGCAACAUUUAUGGAACGAUUAGCUUUUCUUCAGAAAGUCCCAACUCUGAUGAAGGCAACAGCAGAUGAUGAAAACCCCUGUCCUGGCUACCUUUUCCAAGAGAUUGGAAAAAUUUCCCAUGAGUCUUCAGGGUGUGGUCAGUGUUUGUUGGAGUACCUUCUGGAAAGGCUGCAGGUGGAGUCCUGUCACGUUAAACUCAAGGUGCUGAAGAUCUUUGUCCAUCUUUGCGGUCAUGGCUCAAACCAUUUCCUCACAGAGCUCCGCAGGAACUCCACUUUCAUCCAGCAAGCGUCAGUUUACAGCGGCCCUCCUGAUCCUAUCCAUGGCACAGCACUGUAUCAGAAAGUGAGAAAUACAGCACAGGAAGUGGCCAGGUUGCUUUUCACAGAUACAAUUUCCACCAAAAGCGUCUCACCACUUGAGCUAGCCCCCCCAACCAUGGGUAUGGGAUCAGGAACUUCCCACAGGUCAGGAAUGCAGGGCUUUGGAUACAGUCCAGGGAAACAGGGGACAGGAGGCGGUGACUCACUGCUGGAUAAGAUUCAGAAAGCUGCAGAGGUAGUGGCCAGUGCUGUCCUUCCCCCGACCGAACACCAGGGCAUCCGUCUCCAUGACAACCAUUACCGCGCCGUAGUUGCGCCAUCUGCGCCCAUAGAGGUGGCUGUGCCUGCAUGUGCCUAUAACCUGCCUGCCUGCAGACCGAAAGCAUUGACCCAGCGGUGCCCAGGGCAGAUAGGAGGCGGCUGGGAAGAGUCCGACAGCGGCAACAGCUCCUCUCACAACUCCUCUCAGGAUAUCGCAGCUAACAGCAGGGCCUCUGUGGGCAGCAAAUCAGCUGGUACUGGGAGCCAGUCUGGGGCCAGCAGGGAGAGCAGUGGCGACCUAUCAGAACGGGUGGAAGCCUUGCAGUUGGGGGACUGUGGCCAGGAGAUGGCGCUCAUCAGCAGACUGACUGAAGGAUCCAGAGUUUUCCUGUCCAGAGAGGAGAGCCAGCACUUCAUCAAAGAGUGCUCCAUUCUCAACUGUGAGGUCGUGCUGGAGUUGCUCUCAAGCAAGCUUCAAGAUCCCUCAAGCACCGUUAAGAUGCGGGCACUGUGUGCUGUGUCAUGCCUCCUGACCUCUGACCUCCUCUCUCUGGAACAAAUGUUUGGAGCUACACAACGAAGGCUCCGCCAGCUGAGUGAGGGGGUUCCAGGACCUGUGGCCAACAAAGCCACCAAAAUCCUGCGACAGUUUGAGGCUCUGAUGGGCGGAUCUCCACACGGUUCCAGGCAGGACACAGCGAACAGCAGCCAUCAAGCAACUAAUCAGCUUCCCACGUCAACAUACUCAGACCCUUUACUAGCAACCCACUCUGCAGACAACACCAACCUCAACCAUGGUCAGCCUAACAUCUCACCCACAGGUGUCACCCAACCCCAAAAUCACCCAUCACCCCCUACUAGUCUGGCCUUGGCCCAGAGAGGCUUCUCUGAGGAGCUGACGAAUGACGGCGAUGAGGAGAAACUUUCUCCUGUCCAGCAAGAGUCAGUGCAAAACCAGGAAGAGCCAGUCAGGACUGCUGAGGUUGAACUGGUUGCUGAAGAACCAGCGCUAAACACAGACAGGUGCUCUUCCCCUCCAGCUGAGCCCCAGAGUGAGCGGCCCUGUCUGGGCAGACUGUCCCUGUUCAGUGGAAUGGAGCUGGUGACCAAGGGGAGGCCCCUGUGUAAGAGAGAGCUGUCCCAGACUGAGACGGACACAACGGACAAGAGCUUAAGGGAGAAUCUAGCUGUGCCUAACAGAAUCAGCACCAGUGAAGCCAGUGAGCGUGCUCCAUCAAUCUGCAAUUCAGUCGCAUCUAAUAGCAGCCAACCAGUAUCGGCCUUCUCAUUUCUUAACUUUUGACCGACUUUUUACAGCUGGAACUGUUAAAGUUGAACCAAUGAUGUCAUUGUGUACAGGAUAUCCUUUCAGAAAUAUAUUUAAUUUUUUAAAAAUCUGUUAGGUUAUAACUAUAUAUAGCAGAUUCACAUCAUGUUAGGGUUUUCUGUUCAUAUCUGUAUGGUGCCUCAAGAGUUGUACUGAAUGAGCAGAUCGGGUCAAGAGACAGAGAUUUAGGACUAACAAGUGGAUGAUGGAUGAGUUCAGGCCAGUUAUCAUGAGAAACCCCUCAACUGUCAAGAGCGAGGCCGGGUCUGUAAGCUGUGUCGCUGUUUGUUGGCCGAGGUCUAAUUUCUCAAAAGUAUUUUUAACGAGAGUGGUUGUCUUGAAUUACAGGCUAUUAUUGACAGUUGCUUUAUCUCAGGAUUCCUUUUAGCUAAGUGAAACAACUCUUACGCCUCUGCAGCACGCCCUAAACCUCUGAGGGGAGAAUCCCCCAACUUCUAAUUUGCACUACAAUUGCUUUUCUUAUGGACUCAUAAACCUACAAAGGAGAGUUGUCUUCCAUAUUUUUUUGGUACUAAGCUAUUAUGUCUAUGUAAAUGUUAUCUGAGUGUUAGUUUACAAAUUAUUUAUUAUGUCCACCCUGUAUUGAUUAAAACAUACCUGUGAGAGCGGCUGUAGAGUGCAUGUCUAUGAUUAAACACUGUUUGGAAAACUAAUGGAAGAAUAUUCUGUGUGCAUAAUCAGUGUGUGGAAUUAUGUGUGGUAACGCAUCUGCAGUCACAAUAAUGCAAAAUAUCUGCAAUUUCAUGAACGGUUGCUCACGUACCCAAAUAAAAAGCAGAUUACCGUCACUGUGUCACCAUUGUUAU